AUGGUGAUGAUUAAACUUCAGCGAAUCGUUGGUCGAGAAUCUCAACAAGUGCAGAAGACCUUCCAUAACAAAAUUGACAUAGGUAUUAUUUCCCAAAUAAUCGGGAAAAAAUCGAAGUUACUCGCCAUUGAUCGUUUCACUGUUCGUAUCAGAAUCUUAUUGAUUGUUUCAAUACUCACCAUGUUUCUGGUCAAGUCUAAUCAAAGACAAAGACAUGUUCAUGACGGAGGUGUCCAACAAGAUCUCGGUUUCACAGCUCCUCAAAGCGAGCUCACUCCGAAUUCCGAAACGAAUAUGGCUGCUCUGUCACACGUUGCCAUAUCGGCCUCGCAGCCCCAGGUUGGGGUCCCCUACACUCAGCCUGCGGCUGCCCCCAUAAUUUCCAUCAAAAAGAGCCCGAUGGCGAGCAUCCCGGCCGCCACCCCCAGUGCUCAUGUGCCAACAACAGCGAUAGCAGCCACCGCCAGAACCUGUCCUCUGUCCUCUGAGCAGUCGAACCUCCGGCACCACUUCGCCGCUCCACUUUACUUUUAUUGCUCGAAUAAUGUUAAUGACUUCGUUGUUGCAAUAGUAGAUGUUGUGAAGAAAGAAGGCCACCAAGCUGACAGCGUUUCUCUCGAGGUCUCGGUGCUGUCAGCUGAUUUCUUGAAACUGUCAGUGGCAAGCCCUUUAGAGAAGUUAUUAAUACUUAGAUUAUUGCAGGAUGUGAAGUCUAAUGAAAGUUCUUUUAGAGUUUGUUUGAUACACACACUUUCUAAUGCAUCAGCAGAAGGACAGAGGUCUCAUGAGACCAAUGGAUGCUAUAAGAAGAUAAAAUCCCAGAACGAUUCCGUCUAA
Striga asiatica is the source of this 837-nucleotide messenger RNA. The record is from the annotation of a GenBank genome assembly. Lineage: Eukaryota; Viridiplantae; Streptophyta; Magnoliopsida; Lamiales; Orobanchaceae.